This is a messenger RNA of Oncorhynchus nerka (sockeye salmon), 1995 nucleotides long. RefSeq names its product APEX nuclease (apurinic/apyrimidinic endonuclease) 2 (gene apex2). The transcript has 6 exons. The record is from RefSeq and is a predicted model, not a curated record. Lineage: Eukaryota; Metazoa; Chordata; Actinopteri; Salmoniformes; Salmonidae. Gene Ontology annotation, molecular function: DNA-(apurinic or apyrimidinic site) endonuclease activity; phosphoric diester hydrolase activity; endonuclease activity. Bases 115 to 1890 code for a protein of 591 amino acids. Gene Ontology annotation, cellular component: nucleus. Gene Ontology annotation, biological process: base-excision repair.
UUGACGUACUUCCGGGUCACUUCCGUGUUAUCCAGUCGUCACGUUUCAAGUACAAUUUUUGGAAAGCAAAUUGUAAAAAAUAUGUGAAAAGUUGGUCACGAGUGUCGUAAAACCAUGAAGAUUGUCAGUUGGAACAUUAAUGGCAUAAGAACAUUCAAGGGCGGAAUUAAAAAUGCGCUUGAGUCGCUGGAUGCUGACAUCGUAUGUGUCCAAGAGACAAAAGUAACAAGAGACCUGCUGGAUGAGAGGACUGCUAUUGUUGAAGGUUAUAACUCAUAUUUCAGCUUUAGUCGUGGACGUAGUGGCUACUCAGGAGUUGCUACUUACUGCAAAGACAGUGCCACCCCAUUUGCUGCAGAAGAGGGCUUGACCGGUCUGCUGACCACCAACCACGAGGGGACCAUUGGAUGUUAUGGUGACUCGAGUGAGUUCUCCAGUGAGGAGCUGCAGCUCCUGGACAACGAGGGAAGGGCUGUUCUCACACAGCACAGAGUCAUGUGUGAAGACACACCUGAAACAGUUACGGUUAUCAAUGUAUACUGCCCACGAGCUGACCCAGAAAAGCCUGAACGUAAACAUUUCAAACUGCAGUUCUACAAGCUGCUUCAAUAUCGGGCUGAAGCAAUUUUAGAAGCUGGGAGCCAUGUAAUCAUCUUGGGAGAUGUGAAUACAUCCCACCGGCCCAUAGAUCACUGUGACCCAGAUUACAUAGAGGAUUUUGAGGAUCACCCCGGGAGGAAAUGGCUAAACGGUUUACUGGUUGAUGACAGUGAAGGAAAGGAGUAUGAAAAAAACAAUGAGGAGUCUGAGAAUACCUCAUCAAAACCCCUCCGCAGCGGCAAGUUUGUGGACACCUUCCGCCAUUUUCACCCAACACGCUCCAAGGCCUUCACCUGUUGGAACACUAUGACUGGAGCCAGGCAGACCAACUAUGGCACACGUAUCGACUACAUCUUCGCAGACCAUCCCUUGGUUAAAAUGGGGUUUGUGGCAGCAGACAUCAUGCCAGAGGUGGAGGGGUCUGAUCACUGCCCUGUCUGGGGGAAACUGUGCUGCCCCCUCAUGUCCAGCGCCAAGCUGCCUCCCCUCUGUACCCGCAACCUACCAGAGUUCGCUGGCAGGCAGCAGAAACUCUCACGCUUCCUCGUCAAGAUGGACCAACAACAACCUGCCAGAGAGGCUUGCAGGGACCCACUACCAGGAUCUCAGGAGACUGGGGAGACCCGAGAGAACCUGAAUCCACUGGGAUCAGCAGGGACCACUUCCACUGGAAUGAAACGGAAGUUGGCAGUGGAAUCUUGUGUCCCAAAGAGCAAAAAGAUUAUGACACUGAAGGCGGCUACCCCAAAGCCCCAGGGCAACCUCCUAGCCUUUUUCAAGCCCAAAUCCAUACCUGUGGCCCCAACCAGGGAAGACCCUGUGAGUCAGUGUGAGAGGGGAGAAGAGAGAAAUGAAGUGACCCCAUCACAACCACAUACCUUCAAGGGAGGACAUUCUGCAGGACAAGAUGUUCCAUCAAUUCCAGGCACGCCGUGCACAGAAUAUCCCCAGGGUGUCUGUAUGGGAGACAAAGUCCAUGUACCGGGCAGCAACAUACAGGAUGCCAGUGUCAAUAGUCAAAACCAGGAGAAGGAUGCAGCCCUGGCUACUGUAGACCCCCCAUGUCCCAGGAAGGGGGCUUCACUGGGCGGGUUCUGGAAGACGGUCCUGCGUGGGCCACCUCCACCGCCCCCCUGUAAGGCUCAUGGGGAACCCUGUGUACUCCGCACAGUCAAGAAGGCAGGUCCAAACAUGGGCAAGCAGUUCUUUGUGUGUAACCGCCCUCAGGGCCAUGCAUCCAAUCCCGAGGCUCGCUGUAACUACUUUUCUUGGGUGGAUAAAGGAAAAUAGUGACUAUGCCGUAGAAACGCACUGACAUUUCCUCCAUGUGGUGUUUUUAUAAGCAUUGUUAAUCUGUUUGAUAUAUUAGUCAAAUAAAGACAGUAGUUUUAUAAA